CUAUUUCCGAAAGUGCCGACAAGAAGAUCACCAGGAACGACUUUCUCAACACGGCGGCAAAGGAGACGAGGUUUUCAUUGUUCACCCCAUUGGAGGCCGACAUCAUAUUCCAUUUUGCUGGAUUGGGAAAUUCCUCGGGGAGGUUAUCGAGACGCGAUUUUUCUCAACUCUUGGAUCCCAAGUGGAGAAGGCAACCUGAAGCGAAGCCGAUAGUCGAGAUACCGGCGAAAGGUCGUCAGGGAUUUUUAUGGGAGGUUUUACAUCAAGUAUAUUCGUUCACCUUGGGUUCAAUCGCUGGAUCUGUGGGUGCAACCGUCGUGUAUCCUAUCGAUCUGGUGAAGACGCGCAUUCAGAAUCAAAGAUCGAAAGUGGUAGGCGAGUUGUUAUAUCGGAACAGCAUAGACUGCUUUCGAAAGGUUGUGAAGAACGAAGGUAUACUCGGACUCUACAGCGGUCUCGGUCCUCAGUUGGUGGGUGUAGCGCCUGAGAAGGCUAUUAAAUUGACCGUAAAUGAUCUCGCGCGAUCUUUGCUGAAGAAUAAAGAGACCGGUGAAAUCACGUUAGCAUUGGAGAUGUUGGCGGGUGGUAUGGCGGGUGGUUGCCAAGUGAUAUUUACCAACCCAUUGGAAAUCGUGAAGAUUCGACUUCAGGUACAAGGUGAAAUGGCGGAGCGUCGUUCCGCAAUUUCGAUCGUGAAAAAACUUGGUGUCCUCGGUCUUUACAAAGGGGCGAGCGCGUGCCUGCUUCGUGACAUACCAUUCUCCGCGAUAUAUUUUUCUUCUUAUUCACACAUUAAAAAAGACUUUUUCGGCGAAGGACCUGAGAAAAAACUGGGCAUGGGAGAAUUACUGUCAGCGGGUGCAUUAGCCGGAAUGCCGGCCGCUUAUUUCACAACGCCGGCGGAUGUGAUUAAAACCAGAUUACAAGUGGAGGCGCGUGAAGGUCAAACCGUAUAUAAGAGUAUAACUCAUGCGGCUAAAACGAUAUUAAAAGAAGAAGGCUUUAAGGCAUUCUUUAAGGGUGGACCAGCUCGCAUUUUUAGAUCUUCGCCUCAGUUCGGUACCACCUUGAUGGUUUACGAAUUGUUGCAAAGAUGGUUCCCAUGGAAUAAUACCGAAGAAACGGUUGCAAAGAUUAACACGACUGAUACCGGAGAUUACGGGUAUUUGAGAAGCAGGAAUGCUUUAAAAAUAUUACUGGAUUUGGAUUAUAAAUUCGGAGUAGUGCCCAAGGGCAUUAACGGACGUUGGGAGGAUUGCAUAUAUUUAUGGGAUACACAACGAUUAAGGGAUUCUGGGGGAUUCGAAGUUGCUACGUAUUUCAUUCCAUAG
Molecule: messenger RNA, 1331 nt
Organism: Acaulospora morrowiae
Lineage: Eukaryota; Fungi; Glomeromycota; Glomeromycetes; Diversisporales; Acaulosporaceae
Source: the annotation of a GenBank genome assembly